ACCAAAGCAGCACGAGACGACGAGGUCAGUGUCGCAGCGACGAACGCCGACGAGCUAGCUCUCUCUCUCGAUCGAUGGCCAUGGCGGCGGAGAGCAUCGACGCGGAGCUGCGCCUCGGGCUGCCCGGCAGCGGCGGCGGUGACGGCGUGGCGGCGAAGAAGCGGCGGUCGGCGUCGUCGACGGUGAAGAGCGAGGCCUCCGGCACGGCCUGCUGCGGCGGCGCCGGCGCCCGGGACGUCGAAGACGGCGCCUCGCCGGCGUCCAAAGUGCAGGUGGUGGGGUGGCCGCCGGUGGGGUCGUACAGGAGGAGCACGUUCCAGUCUUCGUCGUCGUCGACGGCGGCGGCGGCGAAGGGGAAGGGCGGCGGCGAGACGGAUCAAGGGAGGAAGAAUAAGGGAGGAGGGCUGUACGUGAAGGUGAGCAUGGACGGGGCGCCAUACCUCCGCAAGGUCGACCUCCGGAUGUACGGCGGCUACAGGGAGCUCAGGGACGCUCUCGACGCGCUCUUCGGCUGCUUCUCCGCCGACGCCUCCGCCUCCGCCGCCCACUUCGCCGUCGCCUAUGAGGACAAGGACGGCGACCUCAUGCUCGCCGGCGACGUGCCCUGGGACAUGUUCAUCUCUUCUUGCAAGAAGCUGCGGAUAAUGCGAGGAUCUGAGGCGAGAUGAUAUAUAUCGAAAUCGAAAGGCGUCGAGCUGAAGAAAAAAUUUUCGCCGAUGCAUGCAUGGAGUAGACAUCUCACAGAAAAAAGGCUUCAUGCAUGAGAGAGAUGAGAUCUAUCCGUGGACAUCGUCAUGCAUGGCGAUCGGACGGCUGGCCAAGAAGGACACUUACACGUGGAUGCAUCUUGUUUUUGUUCUACGUAGAUGUGUAGAUGAGAUAUCCAAGGAUCUGAAUUCUAAAAAAGUUCAGGAUUCAGUUGGAUCGGAGUUGGUGAGGAGGAGGAUAUGAUCGAUCGAGCAGAGCUGCAGUACUCCUAUGUACAGAAUAAUCUAGCUGAGAUUUUGGUUGUUGGAAAUGGCAACUGCUAGUUCUGCAGAUUUGUGUACACAUGCCUUUUUUUUAAAGCUUUUUUUUUUCUAGCUUCUGUUGUGUCACUGAAGAAAUCUGAGAGCUGAAGAAAGAGAAACUUGGAAGUUUGGUCAUUUUAAUUUC
Messenger RNA from Oryza sativa Japonica Group (Japanese rice), 1155 nucleotides. NCBI's taxonomy places the organism in Eukaryota, Viridiplantae, Streptophyta, Magnoliopsida, Poales, Poaceae. The record is from RefSeq and is a predicted model, not a curated record.